GGACUUCAAUCUUUCAGUCUUCAGUGCCAAGGAGCAAAAGCGUAGGGUGACACGAAGAGAGAGGAUCAUGACAUAGUGCAACUACACCAGAAACUAUGGAAGAUAAGCUGUUCUCACUGCCAGAUUUGCACCACCACCGGAGCGAAGAUGAUUGCUGGAUUGCAAUCCACGGCAACGUUUACAAUGUUACCAGCUUCUUAGGCAAUCACCCUGGGGGAAAGGCCAUCCUUCUUCGCCAUGCUGGCACUGAUGCGACAAAUGCCUUCGAGGACGUCCAUCCAAUCGAACUUCUUGACGAAUACCUAACCCCCAAGCAACUUUUGGGUCGGUUGGAGCCCACUGCUCAGGGCAAAAGAACAAUCACACAAGCAACGCCUCUGGCUCUCCCAAUGGCGACGAUACUGAGCAUCGCCGAGAUGGAACGCAUUGCCUUGGAGCGUCUCAGCCCCAAGGCUCUCGCGUACUACACAUCCGGCACAGACGAUCAAAUCACAAAACUAGCCAACGGAAAUAUUUUCAAGUCCAUCUUGCUCCGGCCGAGGGUAUUCGUGGACUGCACCCACUGUUCGCUAUCAACCACUCUCCUAAGCAAUCGGGUCGGCUUGCCAAUCUUCAUUGCCCCAGCAGCCAUGGCCAAAUUGGCUCAUCCUUCGGGUGAAGCUGGUAUUUCUGCUGCUUGUUCUAGGCUCAAUGCACUGCAAAUCAUCAGCAAGAACGCGUCUAUGUCCGUGACAGACAUUGUGCAGGCAGGCCCCGACGCAGUGUUCGGCUGGCAGCUUUACGUUCUCAAGGAUACCAAGGCUACAGAGAGGACCUUGGCUCACAUCAAGAAUAUCCCGCAGAUCAAAUUCAUCGUUUUGACUCUCGAUGCUCCAUUCCCAGGAAAACGGGAAGCUGAUGAACGUUACAAGGCUGCAGAAGUCGCAGCAGGCGCAUCUCCGUCGGUCUGGGGUACGGAAUCUGCCCUGACCUGGGACAAGACUUUGGUCUGGCUGUGCCGUCACACUGACCUUCCAAUUGUGUUGAAGGGCAUCCAAACUCAUGAGGAUGCGCACCUGGCGACCAAGUUCCCGGCCGUCCAGGGCAUCAUCCUAUCUAACCAUGGUGGCAGGGCGUUGGAUACUACCAACACGCCCAUUCAGGCCCUGUUGGAAAUACGAAAAUUCUGUCCGCGGGUUCUUGAUCAGUUGGAAGUUUGGGUUGAUGGAGGCAUCAAGAGAGGAUCCGAUGUGAUCAAGGCGCUGGCUCUGGGCGCGAAGGGUGUUGGGCUCGGUCGAGCGGCACUUUACGGCCUGGCGGUAGGCGGAGAGGAAGGCGUUUACCGAUCUCUGGAGAUUCUCGCGGAUGAAGCUGUGACGACUAUGAGGCUACUUGGCGUUGGUCGUGUAAGCGAUCUUAGACCCUACCAUGUGAACGCUGCUGUAUUGAAUUCUCAGCUUUAUGAUGGGCCGUCAGGUUUGGAUGUAGCAGAAACCAGUGUCAGCGCAAAACUAUAGGCAUCGCAUAAGACACAUCUUUUUGAACCGAGUAGCAUGUAAUGAAUGAUAGUAGAUGAGCGUGGACAUUCCCCG
Molecule: messenger RNA, 1571 nt
Organism: Ilyonectria robusta
Lineage: Eukaryota; Fungi; Ascomycota; Sordariomycetes; Hypocreales; Nectriaceae
Product: FMN-dependent dehydrogenase-domain-containing protein
Exons: 5
Coding region: 96-1496 (466 amino acids)
Molecular function (GO): heme binding; oxidoreductase activity
Source: RefSeq, a predicted model, not a curated record